Ceutorhynchus assimilis (cabbage seed weevil) is the source of this 15721-nucleotide messenger RNA. Lineage: Eukaryota; Metazoa; Arthropoda; Insecta; Coleoptera; Curculionidae. The record is from the annotation of a GenBank genome assembly.
UCCCCCUGGCUGGCAAAAAGUUACAAAUGGUCGAAGUUAUGGCAGCGAGUAGUGGCGGAGUCGAUUGGUCUCUCGUUUUGAAGCCGUUUUUAUCGCCGAAUUACGAAAGUUCGAACUUGACAGAACUCAUAGAACUGUGCUCUACCAUCGUGAAAAGUGAAUCGGAGAUUUGGAGACACAAAGAAACCCAUAAGAAUUUCUACAAUACAUUCACGGUCCUUGCAGCGGAUUACAUUAGCAGUAGCAUAUCGAAAUUAUCAGGCAGUCAAUUAGAAACAGCCAGUGCGGCAUGUAGAGUUCUCCUAAAAUACUUGCUCAAUGCUCUGCAGAGCGCCAGCAGCGAGCAGUAUCAGGACAGUGUGGCUAUAGAGCGCUACUUGAACGCAGUAAAAGUCCUCUGCAAAGGCACCGGGUUGCUCAGUACCACCGAAGUGUCUAGUCUAGUUGAUACAAUGAAAGGAGAAAAUUUACCCCAACAGACCAACGUGUCUGCAAGCGGAAAUGACAAGGAACCUAGUAAUAAGCAAGAGUCUACAAAAAAUAGGCCCGAUUUAUCGGUGUCUAUAUUUGAAAGACUUACUUUGCCUAUUCGGGAUAAUCCUUAUAGUCAAGAAACUGCUGCUAGUCCAGCUCUUCCUGAAAACCCAGGAGAAGCUGAUCCUAUUACAGAAAUUAAUAGAUUAUUUCUUAGAGCAAACACCGAAAGUUUGCAAGCUCUUAGAGCAGGAGAUACCCUUAUUGACCUAUGUCUAAAUUUACCCACAAUUAAGAAAGCCAAAAGCAAAGUAGAAGAAGCCUUAGCUGGCAGACCGUUUAGCAUACCUUCAAAUCAUGCUGAAGCAUUAGCCCAUAGAAACAGCCUUCCUCAAAGUCUUUCAGAAAUAACCCUAGCUAUCUCAGCAAUUAAUCUACCAGUACUAGAGCCGCUCAGUGCACCCAAACUAGACAAACUGUGUAGCUUAGCUAUGGCUGCACUUCAUUGUGCAUUGGCUCAAGCUGCCGCCAGCUCUUGCUUGUCUGCAGCCAGCGUAGUUUCGCCUAAAGUUGGAGGACAACAGGCCCAAGCUGCUAGUCUUAAAGAAGAAGAUUCAGAUGUGAAUGCUCUAAAACUAACUGAAGAUGUCAUAAAUUUAUAUUCUUUCAUUGGAAGUGUUAUUCAGUCCUCUACCAGAGCUGGAGGUCAUGCAUAUCAAAAUUACCUUCUUGCCGGGGCCUGGGUAUUAUUUUCAGGACUACAGACUCAUUUAACCCAAACUACCAGUGAAAAAACAUCUACGCACCCAUCCAGAGAUUCAAGAGAAAGAGAUUCAGUUGAAAAGGGUAGACCCAGUCCUAGCAAACAAGGACCACAAAAUCGCGAUUCUUCAACUAGUGCUUCAGGCAGUGCCAGAUCAGGCCUACAAAAAUUCCAACAGUGUUUUGGUGUUCAUGGUGUAGCCUUGGCUAUAGAGGCCUUGGGAAUAUUGUCCGAAUUAUUUGAUGAUCUCAGUUUGGAAGUUUGUGGAGGCUCUGUGGCCAGUGUUGUCACUAUUGAACCAGCACCUAUAGCAAUCCUGGGGCAGUUUACAGCUCUACAAAGAGUAGCUAGAGUACUCAGUGCUGCCCCCUUGAAUCAUUUGCUUUUCUACUUGUCCAUUGCCAGCUAUAGAAAAGCAUGCUCUCUAAAAAGACUCGUACCUCCUGAAGGCGACAAUUUCAGUCAAUCAGACUCUACUGCUUAUUUUGAAGACAUGAUUUUGUGCAGUGAUGAAAAUUCCACAGACGAAGAUGAUGAUAGUGAGCCAAUAUUGGGGCAAUGGUUUGAGGAUACCUUGGCGCCUCCAGAACCUUCAGAGCCGAAAUCGCCUUCUAGUUCAGAAAAUGCCGAUUCUAAAUCAAACAAUCAGUCCAAUCGUCCUCAAUCUAAUAGUCGUGGGAAAUUAGAUGCUGAUGGUUACAUUACAUUGGCAACAGGCAUUUUCCAAUUUCUCAAUAAGCACUUCUUGUGCUCCAAGUCCACGUUUGUACAAAGAUACGUGAAAAAUGGCCUGACAGAACAUCAAAUGAUUAUCUUGGCAGCCAUUAUCAGGGAUAUGGACCGCGAGUGGGCCAAAUCAGAACUUGGCGGGCCAUACACUGAAUUUUCAAGUGCCCUGAUGAAAUUCACUCACAAUCUAAUAACCAGCAACAAUCUGACAUCUUUACAAGCCUGCCUCUUGAAUCAUUUGGGAGUUUCACCAUGGAACGCUGAUGUGCCCCAUGCCUGGCCUCUACAAGUUUAUCCUAGAACUCUAACUGUUCUGGCACAAGUGUUAUUAUUGAGACCGCAAAAUGAAAAAGAAGCUUCUGUGAUAAGUAUUUGGCAUAGGCUUGUAAAUACCCUUAUUGAGAAUGUUUUGAAUAGUCCCCAAGUGCCUGGAGAUGGCGAUAUUGAAGAUUUGAAUGUGGAGCAUGCAGAAGUCCUUUUAUAUCUUUUUCACUCAUUAAAUUUGAUGCAGAAAAAAUCGGUGGUUCUUUUGAUGGCAGGGGGUGUACUAAGAUGUUCAGAAAUUGCCAGAAGCAACCUCAAAGACUCUCAACUAUUGAAUUUGUCCAGAUUACUUUUGUUGUUUGAUUAUAUCAUGAAGCAUUUGUAUGAUGUUCCAACGUCUUUACUUGAAAAAAUUCAAAGAAAUCUUUUUGAUCUCACCUAUCUAAACCCAGACUUUAAAGAUUCUGGCACUCCCAAACCUGAAGCUAUUUGGAAGGAAAUUGAGGAACCUUAUCGAAGGAUAUCCAAUGAAACCCACCCUACACCUAGAUUUUAUAAACUUUCCAAUUUAGAGGUUAGCAAUCAGGAAUCACCAAAACUGGAUGGCCUAGCCUGCAAUUUUGUCCUGGGCACCCCCGAUAAACUCAGGUAUCCCCUUCUACUGGAUGCCCUAAUAGAAAUCCUCAACGUUACUCACAAUAUCAAUGCUACAAGUGCAUCAAAAAUGACAAUUUUAGGCCUGAGUGCUACUCAGUACUGUUUCACUAUAUGCUGGAGACUUUUACAUCUUCUACCUCCUUCCACCCAGUACAUGGAACGACUAGCCACUGGAGAGAUAUUAAGCCCUGGACCUGUGCUGAUGCAUUCAUUGAUAUGGGGACCUAGAGCUGCACACAAGAAUUUCACUAGGUGGUUGAAAGAUUGUCUUGUGAAACAGGGUAUGUACACUCAAAACACAGACAAAAUCCUAAAGGCUGUCUCAGAUGCUGUUAACAACAUUGAGUACGAUUCAACAGUAACCAAAAGUUGCGUCAUAAGCCUAAUCCCAGACACUUCAAAAGCCAUAAUGGCGAAAGAAGAUCUUCCACCUUUGUGGCAAUUGAUUCUUUUGGAUUGUUUGGUGGCUAAAGUAGAAGUAUCUUUGGAAGAUCCCACUGAUUCAGAUACACCUCCGGGUGCAGUAUCAGAACGUUCUUGUGUCCAAGACUUAGUCCCCAACGUUAUAAAAUUAGCUAAAGCUAUUCUACAUUGCACUAGAUGGUCGAUGUCCCAUUUGAUUGUGGAUCAAAGUGAAAAUACUGAUAAAAUUCAAUUAAAAGACUUGGAAGCCUUGCACGAUGUCCUUGCAAUAUCAUCAAAAGACAAUGCUUUACUGAGUACUUUGGAGAGUGAAAUUGAAGCACACUUGCCCAAUAGCGUCAGCGCAGUGUUGCAAGAAUGGAGAGCGUCAUUUUUGGAAGACAUACUUUUGACAAAUCAUACCCAUGAUAUUAUUCCAUCUGAGAGUUACAUUUUGAAAAUCAUAGAUGUCCACAUUUCUUCGCUAUCAAAAGCCUUACCUUUCAGCAUGGAUUUGUCAUUGAAAAGAACUCUGGAGAAUUUAGUUAAAUUUGUAGUUCAACAUGCGCCAAGAAUUGAAAACACUGAUACUAAAAAUAAGGCUAUAGAGUUAUUGGUUUCAAUUACUACUGAUGCUAGAACUGAAUUUUUGUAUAGUGUAGCUAUUAAAGCAUUGGAUAAAAUGAUUGGGGAUGCUGAAACUGAUGAGAGACAAAAGAGGGUUUAUAUAAGGGUUUUGGAUCAUACUUAUAAUUUAUUAAUGAACUACACAAGUGUGACUGGAGAUCAAAAAUGCCUGGUAGAUGAGCAAAUUUUGCACAGUUGCUUGAAAUUCUAUGAAAAAAUCAUUGAAAAAAGCUCUGGAAGACAGGCCUUAGAAACUUUCUUUACAGGUGACAAAGACUUGGUAAAAGUCCUAAUGUCAGUAUCAAGUCCGCGUAUGUCGCAACAAUACAGCACCAGAGUAUUGCACUUUUUCAAUAAACUAUUCCAAGCGGCUGAAAAAAGCUCUACAGAUCCCAGUCUGAAUUAUUUAUGCUCCAGCAUGGGUAAGUUGGCUGAUGUGGAAAACGAAAAACUUCAAACCUGGUUGAGGCACAUUAUUAUUGGCCCUAGUGAAGUAGAAUACAGGGCACAAUGCAAACAUAAAAAACACCCAAUUAAAUCUAGUUCAGACAGCAAAGAUUUGGCAACUAAGGAUGAUAAAAAAUCUUUGGUACAAGAAAAUAGCCAACUACUACAGGCAUUAACUAGCUAUAUUGUGAAACAGACAAGUAAUGUUGCUGAAGAUGUGUCAGUUACAAUCCUCAAAGCUCUAAUACCUCUUGGAGGUCACAUUUUAAGCCAAGAGGGCGUAGGCUUUACAGAACUGAUGGGCGUUAUGACAAUGUUGGCAGAUGCAGGCACUGGCAAAGGCCACAGUCAUUUAUUCCCGGCCGCCGCUGAAUGGGUGGAAAUUUGCGUGAUAUACGUACAAAGUCCAGAAAUAAGCGAAAAAAUUGCCAACUUCCCUGAGUUGCUGAUCAAUAACAGCAUGCUCAAUGCUGCUUCGUGUAUUUUGGAUUAUUUGAGUGACGUUAUUUUAUCUAUUACUGAACAACCUCCAAGAUCUGUUUCUCCUCAAUGGGAACAUGAAAGUCCUUUAGACAUUGAACAUGAUUGGCUGGAUGAUAACAAUGACGAUGAUGACAGUGGGGAAGAUUCUGAUGAAGACUCUCUGUGCAACAAAUUGUGCACCUUCAUAGUCACACAAAAAGAGUUUAUGAAUCAACACUGGUAUCAUUGUCACACUUGUCGAAUGCUGGACGGCGUAGGAGUUUGCACAGUGUGCGCGCGCGUGUGCCACAAAGGGCACGAUAUCGCGUAUGCCAAAUAUGGUAACUUUUUUUGCGACUGCGGUGCAAAAGAAGACAAUUCUUGUCAGGCUUUGGUCAAACGUUCUCCUGCUCCCGAUUCAACUGUGCAUCAGAGGAAAGACGACGAUCAUGCUGGAAGUUCUUUGAGAAGACGUACAAGUUCCCCAAUACCCUCAGACAAAAUAUUAUUUGAUGAAAAACGUGCUGACCACGAAAAAAAGAAACUUGACGAAUCCAAGGAGUUUUUAUUGAAUUAUUUGAGCUCCAGUGGCGUAGCGUCAUCCUUAUUAGAUUUUCUCCAAGGCCUAAUCCCAGCAAUAGAAUCCACUUGCAACCUAAACAGCCCAGUUGGUUGUCAUGUGCGCGGAGUAACAGCUUUAAUGCAACUCUACAAAUCAGGAAAAGCAUAUCUGCACACUGAUUUAUUAAUGGUGCCCACAUUAGGUUCUCAAGAAGGUGCUUUUGAAAACGUCCGAAUGUCGUAUGCAGGUGAUCAAGGCCAAACAAUCAGGCAACUUUUAUCUGCUCACAUCAUAAGGCGUGUGGCUAUGUGCUGUAUGACAACCACUCAAGGCAAAAGGCAACAUUUAGCAGUGUCUCACGAGAAAGGCAAAAUUACUGUGCUACAAUUAUCCGCGUUACUCAAGCAAGCGGAUUCGGCUACUAGAAAACUUACAUUGACUCGCUUGAGUUCAGCUCCCAUACCUUUUACAGUGCUUUCUAUGACGUCGAACAUUUGCAAUGAAGAUUUUCUUGCUGUAUGUGGCCUAAAAGAUUGUCACGUUUUAACAUUCAAUUCAAAUGGCAUGGUAACAGAUCAUUUGGUAUUACAUCCUCAACUAGAAACUGGAAAUUUUAUUAUAAAAGCUUUAUGGUUACCAGGCUCUCAAACCGAACUUGCUUUGGUUACGGCUGAUUUUGUUAAAAUAUUUGAUUUGAGUAAGGAUGCAGUUAAUCCACAAUAUCACUUUUUGGUCCCCAGUGGUAAAAUCAGAGAUUGUACUUUUAUGUAUGAUGAAGGCACUUACCAUAUUCUUCUAAUGUCAUCUCCAGGACAUAUUUACACUGAAAUCUUGAAUGAGGACAGUUCUACCAAAUUUGGUAGUUUUUAUGUUACAAAUACCCUAGAAGUCUACCAUUUAGACGUUACUGAUGUAAAUGGGCACGUUGCAGGUGGCGGUGUUUCAAUCUACUAUUCCCACACUUUAAUGUUGCUGUUUUAUAGUUAUGCCCAAGGCAAAAGCUUUAUUUCGCCCAUUAAGCCAAAAAGCAGCUGCCUUUCUGUUGUAUUUCCUAUUACAAUUCCUCAGUCAUCGGCCACUACAAAUGGUUCUAACACGAAAAGCAACAGCACUAGGAGCCCGAAUCCUCAACCAUUAUGCCAGUGGAUGGAGAUUCCAAACCACCCUGGCUUAAUUUGUUGUUCCAUGCAAUCCAGUAAUCAGCCAGUAGUGCUGAUGCUCAAACCCGACACUAUAUUAAUUCAAGAGGUGAAAGUGGUCCAAGGAAAAUCUAAAAUCAUGGAUAUGGUAGCCAUUAGGCACAAUUCUGGCAGUGAACUGAGAACUACCUUGAUUCUACUUUGUGAAGAUGGUAGUCUUAAAAUGUUUAUAGCCAACAUGGACCAAACAGGCUUCUGGAUGUCCAGUAAUAUACAAGCUACAGUCCCAAUGGGCACGCCUGUGAAACCGAAAAAGAAGAAACCCAUAAAAUCUGGUAAAACUUCUAGCGCUCCAGUGUUUCCUGGUGACUUUUUUGAACAUUGUACACAUAUGGAUGUGGAUUUUGCUGGAAACGAUAUGCUGCAAAUUUAUAAUGCCGCUCAACUGAAACAAAGGCUAACCUCUCCAGGACUGUAUGUGGUCUGUAACAAGGCCCAAUUUCAAAUUGAAAUAAUCAACAGUGAUUCUAAUAUGGUUAUGUGUGGUAUAAGAGUACAAGUGGGCUCGCAAGAUGUACAAAAAGCUCCCUCUUAUGUUGAGGUUUUUGGAAGGAUAAUUUCAUUUAACGUCACUAGAAGUCGUUGGUAUGAUGUACCUUUUUCUAGAGAAGAAAGCUUACAAGCUGAUAAAAAAUUAACGCUAGUGUUUGGUCCUUGUCAGGAUCCCGAACUCAUGACUAUGGUUGAUAAUAUCAAGGUGUAUGGUAAAGCAAAAGAUUCUUUUGGUUGGCCUGAAGAUAAUGAAGAAAGCACUUCUACAGUUCCAGGAAAUCCUGGUAGUUCUACUAGUGGUGCUGGAACAGGUACUACUAAUGAGUCUGAUCAUCAAUCUGGUUCCCCACAACAAAUAUCCAAACUAGAACGUCUCGCCAUGGAUGUAUUCAAAAGCUUAGAUUCUACUUUGUAUGUUUACUCAUCUGAAGAGAAAUUUGCCAAACUCAAGCCUACUGCAUUAAACAUAGCAACUCAAUUAUUGACUCUACCAACUCCGCCAUCAAUUCAAGUGCACUCAAAAGCCCUAAUGUUGACACUACAUUCUACUAAGCAACAAUAUCACAGCUACAAAGAUCAAGCUUUACUGGAACACGUUUUAACUGAUUUGACUAUUAUGACCGAGCAAGAAAAUUUCAACUCUGAAGAUUUGGACGCUGAAAGCUACUAUCGUCUGGUGCUCAUUGUAAGAGGCAUUGCAAUAUCUAGGCCCCAAAAUUUGGUAAAAUUCGCCGACAGCCACGCAUCUAUUCAGGAAGUUGUCCUAGAAGAUCCUUUGGAAGCUAAAAGUAAAGAAAAAUCUAGAAAAAAUAAACAUCUACUUUUGCAACUGAUAGAAGUACUUUGGAUGCUGCAUUCAUUGAAUCCGGAAAUUCCAGCUCUUGCGUCUGUGGUUGUUCCAGGAUUAAAAUACACUGAACAAGUAAUUCACGCUCUAAUUGAAAUAAUACAUGCGUUCCAAACUUCUGAAGCUUACAGCAACGUAACCAUGUCGCUAUAUCUGCAGCUAUUGCUCUGUAAUGAUCCAGUAAUUGCUUUUAGUGCUAAACAAGCCCUUUGCAAGGUUUUGAAGCCUCGUGUCAAACGUCGAAAAGUCUUCAUCCCUUCUCCUUCCCGUUGUGAUAGUCCUCAACCAAGUAAAUCGUCGAUAACUGACCAUUCUGCGCCCUCUACUUCGGCUGCAGGCAGUCAGAGCGAAGUCGCACCUCAACAGCCUGCAGUAGCCGCGCCUCCAGCCCCUAGGGGCUUUGAAGUCGAUAUGGUCAACGCCUUUAGAUUGUUGGAACAACAAGGCGUAGAAGCUCUAAUGGGUGGAGGAGCUCUGAUAGAUAUCCCACAAUUCGCACAAGAUGUCGACGAUGAUGCUAUUGUAGAACUUGCCAUUGCUCUCAGUCUUCAGGAUGAAAUGGCUGGAGCGAGUGGGGCGGAUCAAGCUCAAGCUUUGCAAAAUAUACAGGCUCAGUUGAUGGGUGCCGGUCAAGGUCAAGCGGUAGCGCAGGCACAGCAGGAAGCUGCCAAUUUCAGCGAUACUACUGCUUCUGCGGCCGGGUCAGAUGAUGAAGGUUCUACAGCUGCCACUGACGGUUCGACUUUACGUACCUCUCCAGCUGAACACAAUGGAAGUGCAGGCUCUGAAAGUGGUGGCAGUGGCGUAGAUAGCAUCACAGGUGAACACAACGUGUCCGGAAGGUCUUCUGCUUACGGAGACGAAAGUAACCAAAUUGCUAGGAAUACAGAAAACAGUUCAAAUGUGGCGUCUGCACAAGUGUCUGCUGAGCAAAAUCAACGUCCGUCGCAAGGUAGCGACACACUGGCUCAGAUCCAAGAAGAUUUGGAAUGCGAGAGCGAAGUUAGCGUCAAACUUCACAAUUUGAGGCUGCAGCUGUUGGAAAAACUUGUUGAAUACUUUCCAAAGCUUAAAAACGCUGACGGAGUCAGGACUAUACCUUUUUUCCAGGUUGUUUCUCAACUUACCAGUGAUUUGGAUGGUUCCUGUGAAAGGGACCGUACAUGUCUCAAUUCCUUACUGACCGCCUUAACCGAAGACUUACAAUUUACAGGCAACAAUAUACAAGCUAUUUGCACAAGAUCCAAAACGGGAGAAGUGCAUUUACUCUUAUUAAAAUUGAUUUCUAACCUAUUGCAAAGAAACAAGUCAAAUUCCACCACUAAAUCUUCUAGUAACUCAAAUGACUCUUCCAAUUAUGUGGCUCGUACUACAGCUACAUUUUUACAUAAAGCUGGCAUUAUUAGUUAUUGCCUGAAAAUCAGUCAAAAUUUAUUGAAUGACUAUUGGAAACAUCAAACCGAGGAAGAAAGUUCUGUACCUACUACUGGUAACCUACUAAAACCCCAUUUAACAUAUCCUCUGCCCGAUAUGACGCCAUUCUUCCUCAAAACACACUUAAAAGAAAAUUCAACUGACAUAUUUUCCAAUUAUGCACAUUUACUUACUGAAAUUAUUUUGAGAUUGCCUUAUCAAGUACAAAGGCUGUCUGAUAUUAGUGAUAUAACUGUAGUGUUUGAUACACAUUGGUUUAGAUAUUUGUGCGAAUAUAUGAUGACCUCACUUCCUCCGGCCUCAAGGAGAAACGCCAGGAAAUUAUUGCUUUAUAUUUGUGGCAAUAAAGAAAAAUAUAGACAGUUGAGAGAUUUACAUGCACUCAGCACACAUAUUAAAGGUGUAAAGCAAUGUUGUACUAAAGGCGGUUAUCAAGCAAAUUCUGAUCUGCAACAUGCCCUAAGUUUGCCCUACGAUAGUUUAGUUGAACUUGUAGAACAUCUAAAAGCUUGCUUAGAUAUUGCUUUGUUCAGAACUGGAAACUGGCAACGAUUUUGUCUGCACAGUGAAGAAAUAUUACCAUUUUUACAAAGGGUCAGCUUUCUUUUAGACGAUGGUGUUGCUCCAACUAUUUUACAAUUACUCACUAGUGCUUUAGUAGUCAAUGCAAACCAGCAAAUCAAAAAGAGUGAGAGCACUACAAGUAAAACAAGCAGGAAAGAACGCGAAAAAUCUGAUGAUUCUGCUGUAGAGGCACUUUUUGAAGAAUCCAAUUGUGUCGCUCUAGUAGAGCAAAUCAACAAACAAGUGUCCAAAGAGGUUUUGGCCAGAUUUAUUAAAACCUUCACCUUAGAAAAUAAUACAACCGCUGUUAGAUGGCAAGCUCACGGACUUAUAGUUGCAAUAUACAAAAAUUCAAAACCCAAAGAGCAAGAAGCCCUAUUAGAAUUACUUUGGCAAUUGUGGCCUUUGGUGCCUGCCUAUGGAAAGAAAGCUGCACAAUUUGUCGAUCUUUUAGGUUACUUUUCGGGACAAUUUACUGGCAAGAAGGAAGGUGAAAAUAAAAUCGAAGAGUAUGUCCAAAAAGCUGUAGCAGUGCUGCAAACGCAAAAUAAAAUGUUGGCUCACCAUCCGAAUGCUAAUCUAUACGCUCACAUGUCUCAGUUUGUGGAUUUAGAUGGGUUUUAUCUUGAAUCAGAACCUUGUUUGGUUUGCAAUAAUCCUGAGGUUCCUUUCACUACUAUUAAACUAUCAUCUCUAAAAAUCGAUUCUAAAUACACCACUACAACGCAAAUAGUGAAACUUUUAAGCAGUCAUAUAAUAAGCAAAAUUACUGUACGAAUAGGAGAUUUGAAGAAAACCAAAAUGGUUAGAACUAUCAACAUUUAUUACAAUAACAGGACAGUUCAAGCUGUGGUUGAGCUAAAAAAUAAGCCGGCCCUUUGGCACAAGGCCAAAAAAGUGACAUUGCAAUCUGGCCAAACGGAAGUUAAAAUCGAAUUUCCUUUACCAAUUGUUGCUUGUAAUUUGAUGAUUGAAUAUGCUGAUUUUUACGAAAAUAUUCAGGCUAGCAGUGAAACUCUACAAUGUCCUAGAUGCAGUGCCUCAGUACCAGCGAAUCCUGGAGUGUGCGGUAACUGUGGAGAAAACGUUUUCCAGUGUCAUAAAUGUCGGGCCAUUAAUUAUGACGAAAAAGAUCCAUUUUUAUGUCACACCUGCGGUUUUUGUAAAUAUGCCAAGUUUGAUUUUACUUUGCAAGCUAAACCGUGCUGUGCUGUUGAACCAAUAGAAAAUGAUGAGGAUCGUAAGAAAACAGUAUCGAGCAUCAACACGCUUCUGGAAAAGGCUGAUAGAAUUUACAAGCAAUUGAUGGCUAAUAAACCCACUUUAGAAUCGCUAGUUUUACGAAUAACCGAGCACCGUUCAGAUAAAAAAAGUGACGAACUGACUGUUUCUAAUAAUAACAAUCCACCCAGUAAUGCUGUUAAUGCGGUUCAAAUGGCUCAAGUUAAAGUAAAUAAGACCAUUCAAAUGCUGGCUCAGCAAUAUUGUAACGAGUGUAAAACGAGCUUUGAAGAGCUUAGCAAGAUUAUACAGAAGGUACUGGCUUCUAGAAAAGAGUUGGUUACCUAUGAAAGAAAGCAUCAUGAUAUGGAUUUGCCAGAGAGUGUAUCUGUUUUUGAUGAUAUACAGGUAACUUCAGCACCUUGUAUUGCCAACAAAUGCUACGGUUGUGCCACUGCUGCGACAGAAUCCUGUCUUACUCUGUUACGGGCUCUAGCUUACAAUAAACCUACAAGACAAACCCUAUGCACGUACGGUUUAGUUCAGGAAUUGGUCUGGAACAAUUUGCGUAAAGGAACCGUGCACAAUCAAGAAGAUGUAAGAUUACUACUGUGCACUCUAACCAAAGACAAUCCGGAAGCUACUGACAACCUAUGCAACAUCUUGAUGACUAGAAUUACAAAUAGUCUAAACGGAAAUUUGAAUAACACCGAUUUAGGUGCUAGUAUCCGUCAUGAAAUCUCCCUGCUGGCCGCUAUGGUGCAAAAGGACGACGAUUGUUGGGAAUUAAAAAUUAGCUGCAUGAUGUCCUUGUUCCUGAAAGCUUGCGAGGACGCUAAAAAUCCAACGAUAAUGGAAAGCGUUAUUUUGCCUUGCCUGAAAAUCUUGCAGGGCUUGAUGAAAAUUCCUGAGCCUCCUAGUGCUAGUGGAGCUGGUGGCAAAAAAUCCAAAGACAAAUCAAAUACUGGUAAAGCCAGCAAUGUUUCAAGAGGUUUGCCACCUUUACAAGCUCCUAUGGAAGUGCGUAAAUUUUUAAAUAGAUCACCAGGGCAUACAUUUUUAGGUUGGAAAUCUCGUUUGCUGAAACAUUCUGAAUCGAUUACAGCCACAAUCCCUAAUGAAGCUACCAAAGAAGAAGUUCGUAAUAUUUACCUAUCGGAAAAAUACGCUAGAAAAUGGCGUCGUUACGUUAAAAAAUUGAGCGAAAAAGACUUGUUGCCUGUAAGCGCCUGGCUGGAAAUUGUUAUAUUUAAUCCGAGCUCGCGUCAAGCUAGAACAGUGGCUUGCCGCAUUGUAGAAUCUUUAUGCAACAGCUACGAACGCAAAAAACAGAUGAUUACCAUGUUAACUUGUUGUCUAACCAAAUUGUUUAAAGCAGGCGAAGCUUCUGCUGAAUUUAUGCAGCUCUAUCAGAGCAUCAUACAAGACACUCCUUGGAAACAAUACUUGACUAUCAAAGGUCUUCCUUUGGUGCUUGCCAACUUGAUGACCCAAGAAAUUGAACAGCUACAUAGACUGGAAGUUACUACACUCACCUCCGAUUUGGCUCAGGGCUACGCCUUGAAUCAGCUCACUGAACUGUUGGCUGGGUUCUUAGAGGAUAGUGCUAUUAGACGGCAGUAUAAACCUAGGCUUGUUGGUGCUAUUCUUAAUGGGUAUUUGUCUUUGAGGAGAUUGAUAGUGCAACGGACCAGGUUAAUUGAUGAUACUCAAGAGAAACUAUUAGAGCUACUUGAGGAAAUGACAACAGGUACUGAAGAAGAAACCAAAGCCUUCAUGUCUGUUUGCAUUAAAACAGUAGAGCAUCACAGUUUGCAAGAUAUUUUAACGCCAGUUUUCAUAUUUGAAAGGCUCUGUUCCAUCAUUUAUCCAGAAGAAAAUGACAUUGGUGAAUUUUUCCUCACAUUAGAAAAAGACCUGCAACAAGAGGACUUUUUACAAGGACGCAUGUUGGGUAAUCCAUAUUCCUGCACUGAAGCUGGCUUGGGUCCUCUAAUGCGUGACGUUAAAAAUAAAAUUUGUCAAGAUUGUGAAUUAGUAGCUCUGCUGGAAGAUGACAAUGGCAUGGAGUUGUUAGUCAAUAAUAAAAUCAUGAGCCUGGACUUACCUGUGAAGGAGGUUUACAAAAAAGUAUGGCUUGCUGAAGGUGGCGACCAUGAUGCCAUGCGAGUGGUCUAUAGAAUGAGAGGUCUUUUGGGUGAUGCUACUGAAGAGUUUAUAGAAACUUUGGAUAAUAAGGGUCAAAAUACAGUGGAUAAUGAGGAAGUAUAUAAAAUGGCUAAUGUUUUAGCAGAAUGUGGAGGUCUGAAAGUUAUGGUUACCAGAUUGGGUGCUAUACAAAACGCUUGGAGGGCCAAGCCAUUGUUACAGGUGCUCUUGAAAUUAUUCAGACUAAGUGUAAAAGUAAAUAAAUGCCAGGAAGUUUUAAUCGAGCCAGAAUUAGGAGCUAUUGAAGCGUUUUUGAAAGUUUUGCAGCUUUGCUUGGAAGGCGAAGCUGAUUCUAGUCAAUCUGCAGUCACAGAGCAACUCCUUGACAUCAUGGAAACUUUAAUGUCAAAAGCAACAUGUAAAUCUUUGGAGGAAUUUGGAAAAUUGUCUGCUACAUUCGGUGGACCCGAAUAUGUUAAGUCUUUACUGUCAUUUUUGGAGCAUUCUUCUGUGAAAAACAAUGCAGCCGUACUGGCUCAUUUAACCAGAGUUUUAGCUGCGUUAGUUUAUGACAACAAAGAAAAAAUGGAAAUUUUAUUGGAGCACUUUAAGAAAGUUUUAGAAUUUAAUAGAUACGAUUUUGCCCAUACAACAGAAGAUCAGCAAAAACUAGAAAUGUUUUGUAUGCUCACAAAUAGCAUUGAAAAGAAUGCCAUAGGCAAUACUUUGAAAAAUUAUAUUUUGUCAUUGGGUAUUGUAAAGGAUGCUCUCGAGUAUUUCACCAUGCACGCUCCAUGUGUUAAACCCACUUUGCUCAGAACUGACAGUGACGAAUUGAAAGAUUUUAUUUCAAAGCCUGCAUUGAAGUAUAUUUUGAGAUUCCUAACAGGCCUUGCUCAUAGUCACGAAAACACCCAACUAGAAAUCUCCAAAGCAGACACCAUACCGAUUAUUCAUCGUUUAGAACAAGUAUCAUCCGACGAACAUGUAGGCUCUCUGGCUGAGAAUCUUUUGGAAGCCUUGUGCACCAAUCCCGCUGUAGCCAAACAAAUAGAAGAAGUACGAGAAUUCACUAGAUCUGAGAAAAAACGUUUGGCCAUGGCCAUGCGAGAAAAACAACUGGGCCAAUUGGGCAUGAGAUCAAACGACAAGGGACAGGUCACUGCAAAAUCUGUAAUCCUCAAUCAAAUGGAAGAAUUGGGAGAAGAAACUGGCUUGGCUUGCUGUAUUUGCUUGGAAGGUUACAAAUAUCAACCAACCAAAGUUUUGGGUAUUUAUACUUUCAGUAAGAGGUGUUCCAUAGAGGAAUUUGAGUGUAAACAACGCAAAACUAUUGGCUACUCGACAGUAACUCACUUCAAUGUAGUCCACAUUGACUGUCACAUGUCCGCUGUGCGAUUGGCCAGGGCUCGAGACGAAUGGGAAUCCGCGGCACUGCAAAAUGCCAACACAAGGUGUAACGGGUUGUUGCCUUUGUGGGGACCGCAAGUGCCAGAGUCAGCUUUUGCCAGCUGCCUGGCUAGGCAUAAUACUUACUUGCAAGACGGAACUAGUCAUCGGGAUAUUGGUCAUGCUUCCACAAUUCACGAUCUGAAACUCCUUCUGCUAAGGUUCGCCCAGGAAAAAUCUUUCCACGAAGAUGCUGGAGGUGGCGGUCCUCAGAGUAACUUGCACAUGGUGCCUUAUUUAAUUCAUGUGGGCCUUUACGUCAUCAAUACUACAAGGGUGUAUACUAGAGAAUUAGGUGCACUGACAACGUAUGGUGCGAUGGAAAUAUCUGCGGAUUUGGCGUAUCAAUUAGAAGGUCCCCUGUAUAUGGCUACGAUGGCUGUGUUUCUCAAAAGUCCAUUUGAAUGGGAAAGUGAUCGGUUGAUACAUUUGUCAAGACUCAUAGUGAUAGCUCAAGCUCGUGCAGUACAGCCUAGCGUUCCCAGUACGAGUCUAAGUGACAAAUCAGUCAAAGAUUACAGCAUCUACAAGCCUUAUUUAGUGUACUUUGGUUUAAUAGAUGCUAUUUAUAAAUAUUUCUUCAAGGAUGUGGAAGGGAGUUUUGACCAAUGGCCAACAAAUCUGGCCGACUAUAUUCGGCACAAUGAUGAAGCUUUAAUGAAAAACUCUGAAAGAUUGCUUGGGUAUUACACCGAUGAGUUAUUGCCUUGUACUUCCUUUGGAGAAUUUUGUGAUGUAGUGGGUCUUUUGGAUAUCAUCCCGGACCCGGAUAGUUACAUAACUUCAGUCCUAGCAGGUGUGAAAUGAUAAUGCCAAGGACACUAGUUGAUCUAAUCACAAUUAAGGCUGUUUCUAAAAAUAUAUGCUUGCGCUGAACAAAUUCUUAGUCACAAAAUUUAAUGCUGUUGAAAAUUUUAAAAAUCCACAUGAUUUUACCCUAACUUAUAUUGUAUUUAACUUAUAUUGAAAAAAUAAACACU